Anguilla rostrata (American eel) is the source of this 6182-nucleotide messenger RNA. RefSeq names its product whirlin-like. Lineage: Eukaryota; Metazoa; Chordata; Actinopteri; Anguilliformes; Anguillidae. Gene Ontology annotation, biological process: sensory perception of sound; auditory receptor cell stereocilium organization. The record is from RefSeq and is a predicted model, not a curated record. Bases 1036 to 3927 code for a protein of 963 amino acids. The transcript has 13 exons. Gene Ontology annotation, molecular function: protein binding. Gene Ontology annotation, cellular component: plasma membrane; stereocilia ankle link complex; photoreceptor inner segment.
CAAGACGCUACAGCUGGUGAAAUCUACAGGACAGAGGAGUCGUGAAGGUUGAAGUUGUCGUCCUCUCCGACGAAAUUAAAAUAGGAAAGAAUUCACUUGGAAAAGAGAAGAGAAUAACUUCUAAUAACUUUUCGUAUGUGAUGGGUCUGUUAAUUAUUUAGCUUUCUAUUGACAGUUUUUGCGUUUUCAGAAAGAGGCUGAAAAAAGAAAUGCGACGACUUCAUACUACAUGCUCCUUACCCUGCGUCACGAGAGCCGAAAGGAACCGAAACAUAUAAUGCUGGUUCUCGUCGCCUUGGGCGUUGUACUUGUGUUUUGAAAGGUGUGAUGACUGGACGGAUUAUCAUUCGACGUUCUUUUUUCGCGUAUUUUGCCGGAAUGUUAGAAGUUUAAGUUUUCAGUUCGUUGCCGCUGCCGAGGUGACACAUUUAUAUAGAAUCUGCUGUGUACCUCGCCACUAUGCUCGAGGAGAAGGCGCUACAAAAUAUACUGUAAAUGUUCUGUGUGUGUACUCCAAGAACUGAACUACGUAGUUGAUACCGCACAUUCAGUACAGAUGGCCACUUAGCUGCCAUGCCUUGUGUGUUCUUUAUAGACCUGAGGAAUUCGUUUUAGUUGGUUUGGGAUGUAGUGGAAUACGAGAUGUGUAUUCUCUGUAUUAUCGCACUUAACUUUUUGAACGCGUAUAUUUCAGUGACCAUCUCCCUCAAGAUUGUAUAUACGAAACGCUUCACUCACAGAUAAUUAUGUUUUGAUGUUUUUAUUCACCAAUCAAAAUGCGGCUGCUGCUCUGGAUUAAUCCUGCAUGUUGUUGUUGCUUCAAGGCUGCGUUGUGAUAUUAAGUUUAAUCAGAUGCGUGAUUAUACGCACACACCAAUCAGCGCAAACGUGGUCUUUUUAAAAGCAGGACUGCCCCCAAGAAUCGCGAUGCAGCUCUAUGUCGCUCAGCAGCCGCCGCGCUAAGACGAGCUGUUCUCUGAUGUGAGGUCUCUAGUUCUCUUCGCGCGGCUUGGCGUUUUCGGGGGAGUUUCUAGAAUGAGCGCAGAUCUGGAGCGCGUUUCGCUCAACUCGGCGAACUCCGUGGGCUCCGCCGGGCGUUCGCUGUCCUCCAAUGUUAAGAAACUUCACGCUGCGCUCACCGUGCUGCUCAACGAUUUUGAGCGGGAGCAGUUCAUACACUGUCUCAACGUUUACCACUCAAAGCGCAACGUGUUUGACUUGGUCCAAACUCUAAAAGUUAUCCUCAAUACGCCGAGCAAACGACAGCUGUUGCCUAUGCUGCGCCUGGUCAUUCCGCGCUCAGACCAGCUCUUGUUCGACCAGUAUACGUCGGAAGGCCUUUAUUUGAAAUCUGAUCUGGUGCCCAGCAAUGGCAACCCAGAAAGCCUGGUUGAAGUGCAUAAUUCAAACAGUGUCCCAGUAUCCGCUGGCCACAUCUCAUCUCAGCCAGAACAGACUCAGUCCUAUCCUGCGCCACUCGGAGCCUCUUCGGAUACUUUCAGCACCAUCAGCGAGGGGACAGUUCCCUUCGCGCCGUUUGCAGGGAGAUCGCUCCUACAGGAAGUACCAGGCGAGAUCCGACAGGUUAUUCUGAAGCGCAAUAAGAGCAACGAGGGCUUGGGGUUCAGCAUACGCGGCGGCUCCGAGCACGGCAUUGGCAUCUAUGUGUCCUUGGUGGAGCCGGGGUCCUUUGCCGAGAAAGAGGGCCUGAGAGUCGGGGAUCAGAUAUUAAAAGUCAACGACAAGGUUUUGGACAGAGCAACUCAUGCAGAGGCAGUGAAGGUGCUGAAGGGCAGUAAAAAGCUCUCCAUGUCCGUUCGCUCCGUCGGCCGAAUCCCGGGGGGCUACAUCACCAAUCACGUCUACACCUGGGUGGACCCGCUGGGCCGCAGCGUGUCCCCGCCCCCGGACCUGCCCGAGCACCGCAGCGCCACCGCCAGGCGCUCCGACGGCCAGAGGCGGAGCCACCUGCAGCUGCUGCAGGAGGGCGACGAGAAGAAGGUGAAUCUGGUCUUGGACGGAAGCCGCUCCCUGGGGCUGAUGGUGCGGGGAGGGGCGGAGUACAAUCUGGGCAUCUAUAUCACCGGGGUCGACCCGGACUCCGCUGCUGAGAGUGGGGGCCUGAAGGUGGGCGAUCAGAUCCUGGAGGUGAACGGGCGGAGCUUCCUCAGCAUCCCGCACGACGAGGCGGUGCAGGUGCUGAGGUCCUCGCGCCACCUGAUGAUGACGGUGAAGGACGUGGGGCGGCUCCCCCACGCGCGCACCGUGGUGGACGAGACCAAGUGGAUCAGCAGUGCCCAGAUCGCCGAGAGCUCGGCGGGGGGCAGCGUCGCGGGGCUGCCAAUGGACCGUGGUGCCACAGCAUCAGGGAAGUCAGUGUUCUAUAAGGGCAUGGCCGGGUCUCAGGUGACCCUGUCCAGUCUGGUGACCCCGCCCCGGGCCCUGCUGGAGGAGCAGGCGCGCCACUUGCUGACGGAGGCGGAGCGGCAGACCAUGGGUUACUACUUGAAGGAGUACGGCGACGCCCACAUCACCGUGGAGGCGCUCGUCAUGGCGCUGUUCGAGCUGCUCAACACGCACGCCAAGUUCUCCCUGCUGUCUGAAAUCCGGGCCCUGGUGGCCCCCCAGGACCUGGAGCGCUACGACGGGCUGGUCCUGCGUCGGGAGGUCGAGGCUGUGAGGGCCCGGCAGGAGAGGGCCGGAGGGCUGAACCCCGACCCCUGCUCCGCCGUCUCCUUCCCCGAAACGCUGUCCUCCUCCUGCGCCAGCUACCUGAGCUCCGCCACGCCGGGCUCGGCACGGGAACGACUGCUGUGCUUGAUAGACUUGAUGGAGAAUGACAGCGCGUUGGAGGGCAGCAUCGACGUGCCACAAGAUGCUUUCAAUGCCCUGCCCGACAUCUCUCUGGAUGAAGUGCGGUGUGCGUCCGACUCCCCGCCCCCCUUCAAACCCCCUCCUCCCCCGGGGGUCUCGAGGCAGCCCAGCAGGAGGGACCGGUCCAAGCAGGCCUCGCCGGGGUCGCCCCAGUCAGGGCUGCUUUUCACCACCCCCUCCGCCUCCAACCUCCCCCAGAAUGGUGGCCACGCCUCCCCAGCCUUCGCCCCUCCCACUGCCCCUCCCACACACAAAUCAGCGGUGGCCCAGCCGCCCCACGUCUCGCCCCAGCCCCCGGUCAGCCCCUCCCCCCGGGUGCAGUCCCCGAGCGCGGCCAACCCCGCUCCUGUAUCUCCCAAAACCCCCGCCCGCCCUGCCCCUCAGACUCCGCCCCCUGCCCCCUCACUCCCUCCCUCACCCGCCCCCUCCCUCCCCGAACCCACCCCAGCCCCUCCCAGCCCGGAGAAGGCCCCGCCCUCUUCGCCCGGCUCGGCCCAGCAGUUUAUCAGGGUGGAGAUUCACAGGCCCGGCGCGGAGGCUGAUGUCACCGAGGUUCGACCGCUGCCCCAGGCCAGAGGCACCACCCUGUCGCAGCUGUCAGACAGCGGGCAGACGCUGAGCGAGGACAGCGGGGUGGACAUCGCCGAGUCGGGGGGGCUCAGUAAGGACAGCAGCCCCCGUCCUGCCAGGACGCACCCACAGCGGGAGCCGCAGGGAGCCGCGUCGGCCGAGCCCUCCACCAAACCGCCGGGGUUACUGGAGCCCACCUCCACCCUGGUCCGCGUGGUGAAGAGCGCCAGCACCUUGGGCAUCGCCAUUGAGGGGGGUGCCAACACCCGCCAGCCCCUCCCCCGCAUCGUCACCAUACAGAGGGGCGGCUCCGCCCACAACUGCGGCGAGCUGAAGGUGGGUCAGGUGAUCCUGGAGGUGAACGGGAUCUCGCUGAGGGGGCGGGAGCACCGGGACGCCGCGCGCCUCAUCGCCGAGGCCUUCAAGACCAAAGAGAAGGACCACGUCGACUUCCUGGUCUCCGACCUCAACGUGGCCCUGUAGGAGGCGCCAGAGAGACGCUGCGUGCGGUGCGGUGACGGCGGGGAUGUGGAGUGUGGAGAAGGAGGGGUCAGUGAAAGGCGAGGUAAAGACAGACCAAGGCUCGUGCAGAUGUUUCACCACACUUCCCAUCCUUCUCCCCAUAAGUAGGAAUGUGGGAGGCCUGGGGGAGGGGCAGCAGAGAGGCCCCGCCCACCAGGGCGUGUCCCAAGGUCUCUCAGUCCUCGUCUCCACAGGUGAGGGGAGCAGGGGCUGUGAGGUUGGGCUGACCAAAUUAAUGAAUGUCCAGCCAAUUCAAGAACAGGGAAGGGGGGUGCUGGGGGGGCCUCUGGGGAAAGGACACAAGACUCAAUGACAUCAUGGAGAGCAAACUGCAGUGCCCUCUUACUUCCUGUCACUGUGAGCCCCCCCAUCUUGACGGAACCCCAGCUACCGCAGCACCCCAAGUAUCAUGGGACUGAGGUAGCAGCGAAACAGAGACUCUGAAAACUAUCACAACAACAGAUGGGCCGAGAGAGCUUCAGCAACAGCCCCUCUCUCUCGUUCUCUCCCUCUAAAUGGGGGUUUAGCAUUUCUUUGGAUCAGUCUGGGACUCCCACAGAGAAACAGCUUGCGCCGUCCCAGAAUCCCCACCACAUAACAUCACCUCAUCAGCUCCAAAGAAUCGACUGUUUUCUACAUGUGUUUACGGGUGCCAUUUUCUAUAAGUACGCCCCUCACACACACAUUUGCACUGACAUCUCUGUAAUAUACUUAUAUGUAUAUGUAAAAUAUAUGUACAAAUAAAUAGUAAUAUAUAUGUGAAAAUGCGAAGGUCAGAGAUGUGAUUCUUAAUCAGGUCUGUGAGGGUGUUAUUUUUGCUAACAGGAUCACUUUAGCCAAUUGCAGUUAUUUCUUACAGUAAUAAGGGUCGCUUAAACCAAUCCGCUUUAAUUGCCUUUCCCUCAUUGGCUGAGUUCACUUUCGCUUGCGGAGUUCUGCGCCCCGGCCUGCUUCCAUAGUUACGCUAAGCCGCGGUAAUUAAAAGUCUGGUGGCGGCAGCGGCGGCGGACGUUUCCGGAGCGUGGCGUGACCGGUAGCUCCGCUGAAGCGGGCCCGGGGGCCUGAGCGCGUGUUACAGGGUCGAUUUUCUUUUUCGCCGGAGAAGCUCGGAAACACGCUACGAUUCAGGGGAGACAGCAGAGGGAACUGGGGUAACAAAUGAGCACUUUAUCCAAAGCGGGAGACUUAAUGAGACUGUAAUGAAGAGGUAGAGAGAUGGCGCGAUUGAGAAAAUGAGGAAAUUACCAAAAGUGUAUGUUGAUUGUAGGGUGUGCUGGGAGGGGGAGGCGGCUAUUUUCGGAGAGGCGGAUGAAUAGAGGGACAACGGAAAGGUGACUUGUUUACUGAGGGAACAAAGGAGUGUGACUGUGUAUGUGUGUUGGAGUUACUGUUUUUGUAUGUAAAUGUAUGUGUAUGCAUGUGUGUGUAUGCUGUGUUUUUGUUGUGCGUGUUUGUGUGUGUAUUUUUGGAUGUGAAUUUAAAUAAUAUGUAUAUUUAUGUGUUUUUUCUUGCGUUACUGCAUGUCUGUGUGUAUGUGUAUGUCCAAGUGUGUGUGUGUGUGUGUUUUCCUCAGUAAGAAAAAAUGAAGAGGCAAGAGUUUUGGAUUAGAGGGUCCGUAGUGGUAAGCUUGUUACAGGUGUAUGGAGCUGUCACUAUGGUGACAGAAGUUCCAGCCAGAGAAGUGUACUCAGAGUUUCCAUUUGUCUGUGUGACCUUCUCAAAUCAGGAACUUGGACCUAAUAAAAUAUUGAACAAAUAAUAUUUUGAAUAUGCAUUUAUGAUUUGAAUGAGUUUAGAAAGGGUUUUGCAUUAUUUUUCUAAGAAAAGAUAUGAUAUACAUGGUUGUUUUUUUGCAGAUGUGCACGUAUUGGGCCCCAAAAGUAGUGUUAUACUGUAUAUAAUAAUGCAAUUGCAGCAGCGAUUCCAAUGUGUAAAGAGAUAUCAGUGUAACUUGAUAACAUUAUAAAGAGACAAAAAUGUAACUUUCUACUUCAGCAGUUUCACAGUAAAUGAUCCACACCUCAUUCAGUUUUGCUUUUAGGUUUGGCUCUUCCUGCAUUUUUUUUUUCAUUUGUGCAAUUUUCUGGCCUGAGGCUGAAUGUGUUCUAAGGAUGAAUCUGUAACAGAAAGCCCACACCAUGUGAAUUACCUGGGGAAUAACAGGAGACUUAAUACACAGCAGAACAUUCCUGCUAAUGAGAAAACAAUAAAUAAAU